Pipistrellus nathusii (Nathusius's pipistrelle) is the source of this 432-nucleotide messenger RNA. The record is from the annotation of a GenBank genome assembly. Lineage: Eukaryota; Metazoa; Chordata; Mammalia; Chiroptera; Vespertilionidae.
AUGGCGCUCAAGGCCGAGGGCACCGCGCUGGACUGCUUCAAGGUGAUGCUCAAAUACAAGCAGGCGGAGGGCGAGGAGGCUGGUGGCCUUGAUCCCGAGGCCCGAGCCGAUGCUGCGAGUGGUUCAGCAGGAGAAGACUCGCCGCCCAGGCCCUGCCUGCUGGAAGCAGGCGGCAGUGGCUGUGAGGAGCCCAGGCUGCAGAUGACUUGGGAGCAGGGUUCCUGGUGGGGAGCAGCCCGGAAGGCAGCGGGCGGGCGCUGGGCAUGGUGUGUGGGGCCGAGAUCCCCUUCCCCUCGGCGGACAGGGCGCGCGCGCGCGCGCGCACAUCCUGGAGCAGCACCCUCACACCCUGGACCUGAGCCCCUCGGAGAAGAGCAGCAUCCUGGAGGCCUGGAGCCAGGGGGUGGCCCUUUUGCAAGACGUCAGCGCUGA